Messenger RNA from Nicotiana tabacum (common tobacco), 3064 nucleotides. RefSeq names its product pentatricopeptide repeat-containing protein At3g03580-like. The record is from RefSeq and is a predicted model, not a curated record. NCBI's taxonomy places the organism in Eukaryota, Viridiplantae, Streptophyta, Magnoliopsida, Solanales, Solanaceae. Gene Ontology annotation, molecular function: protein binding; RNA binding; zinc ion binding. Gene Ontology annotation, biological process: RNA modification.
GGACUACAAAAUUAGACUAUAGCAUUGUACCAGCGGGCGUGGAAAGGACUCGGAAUGCUAUAAAACCUGUUGGUUUCAAAUAUAUCAAAGAUGUUAUUGUUUUAUCCAUGAAGCUCAUAAAGCUUGGCAGUGCAGGCCAAAGAACCGACGAUUGCUUCCAUAUUUUGCUCUCAAGAGCAUUAUCAUCUGUUAAAAACCGAACUAAUCUCCACAAAGUUCAUUCUCUCAUAGUAAUUUCAGGCCAGCACCAAUCAACAUUCUUCUGUGGAAAACUCAUUUCAAAGUACUCCGAGUUCAAAGACCCUGCUUCUUCAUUAUCCAUUUUCCGCAUAAAUUCACCUACCCAUAAUGUUUACUUAUGGAAUACUAUCAUUAGAGCCAUGACCCAUAAUGGGUUAUUCUCUAAAGCAUUAGACUUUUAUACCCAAAUGAGAAAAUUAAAUGUUAAGCCGGAUAAUUAUACUUUUCCUUCGAUUAUUAACUCGUGUGGCAAUUUACUGGAUCUUAAAAUGGCUGAAAUUGUUCAUGAUGUUUUGGAGAUGGGUUUUGGAUCAGAUUUGUAUAUAUGUAAUGCUUUGAUUGAUAUGUAUGCGCGGAUGAAGGAACUAGGGAGAGCUCGUGAGGUGUUUGAUAAAAUGCCUCAUAGAGAUGUGGUUUCUUGGAAUAGUUUGAUUUCGGGGUAUAAUGCGAAUGGGUGUUGGGAAGAGGCGGUGGAAGCUUUUCGGGAGGGAAGGUUACUGGGUGUUGUGGCUGAUACUUUUACCGUGUCUAGUGUUUUACCUGCAUGUGGGGGUUUGAUGGAGGUUGAACAGGGUCAGACAGUUCAUGGGUUGGUGGAGAAGAGUGGAUUUAAGGGAGAUACGACUGUGAGUAACGGACUUCUUUCGAUGUACUUUAAGUUUGAGAGGCUGUUGGACUGUCAGCGAAUCUUUGAUGAGAUGAUAGUUAGAGAUACUGUCACUUGGAAUAUCAUUAUUUGUGGGUUUUCUCGCUCCGGGUUGCAUCAGGAGUCCAUCAACUUGUUUCGAGAAAUGGUUUGUGAGUAUCAGCCGGAUCUGGUUACAAUUACUUCUGUUUUACAAGCUUGUGGACAUUUGGGGGAUUUAAGAUUCGGAAGAUAUGUUCAUGACUUUAUUUUGAAACAUAGAUAUGAAUGUGAUACUACUGCUAGCAAUAUCAUAAUUAAUAUGUAUGCAAAAUGUGGUGCUUUAGCAGCUGCAAGGCAAGUAUUUGACACCAUGAAAAGUUGGGAUUUGGUCUCAUGGAACUCAAUGAUUAGUGGCUAUGUUGAAAAUGGUUUUAAUAAGGAAGCAGUAGAUCUGUUUAAGAUAAUGAGGAUAGACGUGCAACCAGAUUCUGUAACCUUUGUGACACUUCUGUCAACCUGUACAAAGUUGAUGGACGUGGAUUUCGCAAGAGAGCUCCACUCUGAUAUAAUUAGGAGAGGAUAUGAUUCCACUCUUAUUGUGGGCAAUGCUCUUCUAGAUGUGUAUGCCAAAUGUGGUAAAAUGGAGCAUUCAGUGUGGCAAUUUGAAAUCAUGAAUACUAGAGAUAUUGUAACGUGGAAUACUAUUAUUGCUGCAUGUGGUCAUUAUGAUGAAAGUUACGUAGGUUUAAAGAUGCUCAGUAGGAUGAGAAUGGAAGGUAUCAUGCCAGAUGUUGCUACCCUUUUAGGUUCGUUGCCUUUGUGUUCCUUGCUUGCUGCCAAAAGACAGGGGAAAGAGCUGCAUGGCUUCAUUAUCAGGCUCAAUUUUGAGUCACAUGUCCCUGUUGGAAAUGCACUGAUCGAAAUGUACUCCAAAACUGGGAGUUUAAAGAGUGCAAUCUCGGUCUUUGAGCACAUGAGGAUCAAAGACGUGGUGACGUGGACAACAAUGAUCUCUGCAUAUGGAAUGUAUGGCGAAGGAAUGAAAGCUCUCAGAUCUUUUCAACAGAUGAAGGAGAGGGGUACUGUUCCCGAUCAUAUUGUUUUUGUUGCCGUUAUAUAUGCAUGUAGCCAUUCUUGUUUAGUGCAAGAAGGCCGUGCUUGCUUUAACCAAAUGAGAAAAGAAUACAACAUUGAGCCUAGGAUUGAACAUUAUGCUUGCAUGGUUGAUCUUUUAUCACGUUCUGGUCUACUAACUGAAGCAGAGGACUUUAUCCUUUCUAUGCCGCUGCAACCUGAUGCAAGUAUGUGGGGAGCUCUACUUAGUGCUUGUCGAGCUAGUGGAGAUACCAAGACUGCUGAACGUGUUGUAGAACGUCUUGUUGAAUUGAACUCUGACGAUCCUGGGUAUAAUGUUUUAGCUUCCAACGUAUAUGCCACCUUAGGGAAGUGGGACCAAGUAAGAACAAUACGAAAAUCCUUGAAAGCUAGAGGACUCAAAAAAGACCCAGGAUGUAGUUGGGUUGAAAUUCGCAGCAGAGUUUUUAUUUUUGGCACUGGGGAUAGGUCUUUUCAACAAUACAAACAAGUCAAUGAGCUCAUAGAGGACCUCAACAGUGCAAUGGAUAAGGAAGGUUAUGUUGCUGACUUAAAAUUUGUUUUGCAUGAUGUCGGUGAAGAUGAGAAGAUAAAUUUUCUUUGUGGGCAUAGUGAAAGACUUGCUAUAGCAUUUGGAUUAUUGAACACAAAAGAAGGUUCACCUUUGCAAGUAAUGAAGAAUCUCCGGGUUUGUGGGGAUUGCCACACUUGGACCAAGUAUGUGUCAAAAAUUGUGCAGAGGGAAAUACUAGUUAGAGAUGCAAAUCGCUUUCACUUGUUCAAGGAUGGGACAUGUAGCUGCAGAGACUACUGGUGAUUAAAGUCUGUCGUCCUUCCUCAUACUUAGCAGAUAAAAAGAUUCCUAAAAUUGAAGAAAUUAAGGAUUUAUCAUUUGGAAACAAUCUGGAGGUGAAAUAUCUCUCUGCUUGCUAGAUUUGUGAGGUUUCAAGCUAUAUCUCCUGUACUAUUACGUUUCUACCUUACGUUGCAGGACUGGUGCACUAUUCGACUUCAAAAAGAGAUGCAAAAGUAUUAAGGAUCUUCGUAUCUGGGCCUGCUUCUUUCUAGUGGAAUAGCGUACCUACUUUCUCAUUCGGAGGU